Messenger RNA from Caenorhabditis remanei, 804 nucleotides. RefSeq lists its product as uncharacterized. NCBI's taxonomy places the organism in Eukaryota, Metazoa, Nematoda, Chromadorea, Rhabditida, Rhabditidae. The coding region runs from base 1 to 804 and encodes 267 amino acids. Gene Ontology annotation, cellular component: nucleus. The transcript has 3 exons. Gene Ontology annotation, biological process: positive regulation of DNA-templated transcription; cell fate specification; regulation of transcription by RNA polymerase II. Gene Ontology annotation, molecular function: DNA-binding transcription factor activity, RNA polymerase II-specific; RNA polymerase II cis-regulatory region sequence-specific DNA binding. The record is from RefSeq and is a predicted model, not a curated record.
AUGACCACCGCUUCCGGAAUCGAACUUUCCUUGAGCAAUCAAGACCAAUGGAAAAAGUUUCAUCCGAUGACCGAAAUGGUUCUGACAAGAAAAGUAGGACGUCUAUUGUUCCCGCAUUUGAAUUACAUUCUGAAAGGGUUGAAUCCAAAUGAGCUUUAUGGUGUCUUUAUUCACUUCGAGAGAGUGGAUAAUAACAAAUAUCACUUCCUUCAUAAUAAGUGGAAUGUGUUUGGUAAAGGCGAUGAAGUUCGACAGAUUAAAGUGGAACAACAUCUGGAUGGGUGGAGAGCGGGAAGUUAUUGGAUGGCAAAACCAGUCUCAUUCAAGCAUGUCAGAAUCACUAAUGACCCAGAUCUCAAAAAACCGAAUACAUUUGUGUUGCAAAGCAUGCACAAAUUUAUACCUGUAGUUGGGAUUCAGAAGAUGGGAGAUUCGAAGAUUGAGGGAUUCCGAUUGGAUGUCACAGAGUUCAUGGCUGUGACUGCUUAUCAGAGCUCCGACAUUAUUGCACUGAAAACCAAACUGAACAAGUUCGCACGCGGUAAGGAUCUACCAUCUGGCUCAGCUAAACCGUCCCGUGGAACUAAACGUCCAGCCACGUCUCCCGCGAAGUUCCCCUCACCGCCAUCGUCGUCUGAGCCCAGUUCGGUGUCACCACCUCAUCUUUCAUCUGAAACGGUGUCGCCACAAGAGAGUCCACCAAUCGAUGGUCUCCUCAGCAACACAUUCUGGCUAUUAUGCUCCAACCACAGCGAGUCCACCUGGAAGCACUCAAACUACUGGAUAUCCAUUUCAAACUCAUGA